Molecule: messenger RNA, 3363 nt
Organism: Aspergillus japonicus CBS 114.51
Lineage: Eukaryota; Fungi; Ascomycota; Eurotiomycetes; Eurotiales; Aspergillaceae
Product: putative ARF GTPase activator (Csx2)
Exons: 5
Coding region: 1-3363 (1120 amino acids)
Biological process (GO): intra-Golgi vesicle-mediated transport
Cellular component (GO): endosome; cytoplasm; trans-Golgi network
Molecular function (GO): protein binding; GTPase activator activity
Source: RefSeq, a predicted model, not a curated record
AUGGGCAAUGUCGGAAGCCGCCUGGAUGACUCCGGGAACCUGUAUUUCAAAGAUCAGGCAAAAUUCACGAUCGCUGCUGUAACGAUAACCAAUUCUAGGCGCCGAGUGCUCCUACAUCUCGUUCCCAAUUCCUUUCCUGCUACCAGAUACACCGCUAGGCGCGAGGCUGGCGAUGAGAGCCCGAUCGAAUACAUACAGGACCCUGAUCUUUCGCCAUCUGCACCGGUGCCAACAUUCCUCCUGCGCUUGACCAACGAAGACGAGCUGAAUUUCAAUUUUACCUUUAUCCUUAGACAAACACAGACGGGAAACGCGGCCAAUGCCACUGUCAAUGGGGUCUCUACCUCUCUGCCCGAAGUAGCCGACACCGUUCUAACAGGCCUCACUUUCGCACAUGCGCCAAACACUAGAGAUCUGGACAAUCUUAUCACUCGCGAGUUUCACGCCAAUCCGAACCUCCAGAACAAUUCUAAUGUGCAGCUGGUGGGAGAUUAUUCGACUUCGGGUAAUCCUUCGGUGCAAUUUGAAUGGUCGUGGAAAUGGAAACCGCCCAAGGUCAUAGAGGAUAAAGGGGGCGGUUGGAGAAACAGUUGCAGUUUCCUUGAUUAUGACCAGAGAGCCAAUCGGUUGAAUACCCUCGCUCAUUUCUCGUUUUGGGUGCACAGCACUCAGCGUGCUCUCCCCAGUCCUAAGGUCUUUUCACCAAACCUAGAAAUCCCUGUCCCUUUUCGGAAUCGUAUUCCUUCCUCACAGUCCAUCGUCUCGCACUCCAGUGAUGCAGAUACAGCAUCUAACCCUCAUGCUGUGCCCGUCACACCCCCAGAAGUCGGCGACACGGCUUUUGUGCCCCCACCUGGGUAUGCACCCCCCCUUCCUGUCAAGGUCGAUCUUCCCCAUUCGCGCCCCGGAGAGGACAUGAGCGUGGUUGAGGAUGGCCCGUUGUUCCGUGCGACGAUGAAAGCAUUGGAGCAAAAGACAGGGAAUAUGCGAGCGAAGAUAAAGAAAGUCCUCAAAAAGGCCGAGGCCGCCCAGCAAGCACAAGUGGCCUGUAACGAUGCUGUAGAAGCAUUUCUUUCCGCACUGAACGAAGCUUCUACUUCGAAUGCCAACGCGAUCCAGCCUGCACUUGACCAUUAUUUUGAAAAGACGGCACGCCAGAUUCUGAAUUAUGAGCGACUAAAUACGACACAACUUCAAAAACUCGUUAUUGAGCCAUUGGUCAAACUCUACAAUAACGAUAUCAAACAGGCCGAGGCCAAGAAAAAAGAGUUUGAAGAGGAGAGUAGGGAUUAUUAUGCCUAUGUCAGUCGCUAUCUUGGCCAGCGACAGGAUUCUUUGAAGGAAAAAAAACGAGCGGAGAGUGACUCGAAGUAUCAGGCUAAGCGGCGCAAUUUCGAAUUAAAGCGUUUUGAUUACUCCUCGUUCAUGCAGGACCUGCACGGGGGUCGCAAAGAGCAAGAGGUUCUCUCUCACCUUACUAAGUAUGCUGAUACCCAGGCGAAGAGUUUCCUUGCGGCCGCCAAAAAGGUUGACAAUAUGAUUCCCCAAUUGGAUGCUUUGAUACAUGAGGUCGGGCAGGCGGACAAGGAAUUCCAGUUUCAACGAACGGAGAGGGAAGAAAAGCGGAGAGCACUGGAAAAGAGCAGCAACACCUUUCUCGAACCCGACACCCUAAUCUCGGCAGGCGCCCCGUCUACAUUCUCAGGGAGUACCAAUGGAACUCAGAAACUAGAAAGUGAUCUAGGCCGCGCAGAUAGCACCGGCUCCCAGUUGCGAAGUGUGGCUAGCAACAACUCAUCAAUUCUACCACAAGCAAACUCGUCCACUACACCGGUGGCCGGGUUGUCCAUCCUCGCGUCGACGGCGGGCUCAAACGGCCAACAAAGGAAGGAAGGUCUUCUGUGGGCGCUGUCUCGCCCAGGCUCUCAUAUUGAUCCCAAAGGCAUCAACAAACAAGCCUGGCACAAAUUCUGGAUUGUCUUAGAUCAGGGAAAACUUUCGGAAUACAGCAACUGGAAACAGAAGCUUGACCUCCACAUGGAUCCCAUUGAUCUGAGAAUGGCAUCCGUCCGAGAAGCCCGAAACGCCGAGCGGCGAUUUUGCUUCGAAGUCAUAACUCCACAGUACAAACGCAUUUACCAGGCCACCUCCGAGGAGGAUAUGUCCAAUUGGAUAAGAGCAAUCAACAACGCUCUGCAGAGUGCAGUAGAGGGUCGCGGCAUGUCACCACCACCAAUCGCCACGGACAACGAUAGUGCCUCUUUCAGUCGUGAUAUCGGAUCGGUGCUGACCGGAAAGACCACCUCAUAUUCUGUUCAACACUCCCAAUCAACUGGCUCUAAUAACAACGUCACUCGUCGCACCACUGUAGGCGCAAGACCAAGUUACGUUCGUGAUAACCAUGGCUUUGAGGAGAAUCCUUCCAAGUUACUCCAGACAGUCCGCGAUGCGGAUCAAGGCAACAAUUGGUGUGCUGAUUGCGGCUCCACAUCUAAGGUCGAAUGGGUGUCUAUUAAUCUGGGAAUUGUCUUGUGCAUCGAAUGCAGUGGCAUUCAUCGAUCACUUGGGACACAUAUCUCCAAGAUACGAUCUUUGACGCUGGAUGUGCACUCUUUCUCAAACGACAUCGUUGAAAUCCUCCUGCAGAUCGGCAACCGUGUCAGUAACAUGAUCUGGGAGGCAACACUUGAUCAGCUGCACAAGCCAAUCGCCACCUCUACUAGGGAGCAAAGGUUGAAGUUCAUUACGGCCAAGUAUAGUGAACGAGUAUUUGUCCAAGCGCUACCCUCCCCCUUAUCCCGCUUUGCUACGGCGGACGAGACUCUUCUUGCUGCAAUCAAAAGAAACGACAUCCAAGGCGUACUUUAUGGCAUCGCGCUUCGCGCCAAUGUGAAUAUCACCGACCGUUCUCGCAAUACUCAUGCCGUGUUUCUGGCCCUAGCCGCAGCUGAUCCUGCAUCACCGGGGUCGGCCUCUAGUCUGUCAACCAGGUCACCCGCAGGUCCUCCUGUAAAAGCGAUUCCUUUCCCGAUUGCAGAGAUCCUCGUCCAGAACGGCGCCGAGAUUCCUCUGCAGCCUCCGCCUAUUCCCCUUUCGCCAGCUGCCCAACUAUAUUUGAGUCAGAGGACCGCAAGAGUGCCCAAUUAUAUCAGUACUCCUUCCGCUCCUCCCACUGGGAAGAGUACAGCUGAAAUCUCAGGUUCACCACCAACGAUUCGAGGCCCGGGCACUGAUAACAGCGUCGUAUCGCCCACACAGGCUCCGAGCUCACUCGACAGUAAGGAGCGUGAGAAGUUGCACAAAAGAGGUAGUGCUGGUGCUAGAUUUGCUGGAAAGGUUGCCUCACUUGGUAUAGACCGAUAA